AUGUCUGGAAUCGCGAGUGCCCGCCUGUCGGAAGAGCGAAAAGCUUGGCGAAAAGAGCAUCCAUUUGGGUUCAUCGCCAAGCCCGGCAAAAACCCUGACGGCACUUUGAACCUUUUCAAUUGGGAAUGUGCGAUUCCAGGAAAGAAAGACACGAUUUGGGAAGGCGGAUUAUACAAGGUGAACAGGGGAAAACACGUGCAUUUUCAGUUUCAAUGGUUUUUUUUUCUUUGAUGAUAUGAUCUGUUUGUGAAUGCUUGAUGGUACGACAAAAUCUCAAGUCCGCAAAUCUCUAGGACCGUAAUCUUGUGUAUGCAGAUCUAAAGUCCCAUAAUCUUGGAGACCAAAAUCUUGGAAACCACAAUCUUGGAAAGCAAAAAUCUUCCUUUUUAGUCGUCUUUAUUGCACUUUAUCUAUUUAUAUUCUCUUGUUUGGAUCACCGAAUACAAGUUCUGAUAAAAUCUAUUCGCAAAAAGCGUUGAUUUUUACUCUCCAAGAUCUUGAUUUCCAAGAUUUUGGUCUCCAAGAUUAUGGGACUUUAGAUCUGCGUACACAAGAUUACGGUCCUCGAGAUUUGCGGACUUGAGAUUUUGUCGUACCAUCGAAUGCUUGACUGUUUGUUCAAUAGAGCAUAUUUUCCCUGAGUCACAAAAGUUCACAAGGCGAAAAGCUUUACAGUUCUUUUCAUCUUUAGAAUAGUUCCAGUGACUCGCGGGUUGUUAUUAAGUUAUCCAUGGAAAAUUUUGAACAGUAGUCGCAUUUCGGAUAACCGACGCGUUGCGGAUGCGCUGCGGCUUUUUAUGUUGACUUUUUUUUUUAAAAUUCUAUUUGACUUUUAAGGUGACGGCUUGGCAGCAGUUUUGAACCAAUGUCACCACUUUUUUUUGGGAAAAUUAUUAUUUUCCGAGAAAACCAUAACCAUUAUAAAUUUGAUGAUUCUCAAGGUCCGAAUGCUGUUCAAAGACGAUUUCCCGUCGACGCCGCCCAAGUGCAAAUUCGAGCCGCCUCUUUUCCACCCAAAUGUUUAUCCUUCAGGUUUUUCAUUUCUAACAAGGUUCUCAGAAAAGUCCAGUUGGGGGAAUUUGCUGAGAUUCAACUAAUUAGAGAUUAUAAUCUUAUAUUAUCUUACAUUUUAGAUUAUAAAAAAAAAUUUUUUUCGAACGUUUCCACCUUUUUAUGUUGAGUUAAACAUCAUAAAAAGGUCUAAAAACUUAUUUUUCACCCAAAAUAACAAAAAAAAUUUUUAAAACAAAGAACUCAACGGGCGGUCCCGGGACGACACGAAAUUCGAAGCACUUGCCCCGGGUAGACCGGCAAAAUUGAAAUGAGUGAAAAUGUAGGAAGUGAAAAAUGGCUCGUCUGACUUUUUGCUCCUCAUAUGGGCCCGCCCGGGUCGACCCGCUUCAUAAUCAGCUCUGGGAGUCAGAAAAUUUUCCGAAAACUUGUUCUUUUCUGAGCCGCCCUGCAAAAUUUUCAAGAAGACUCCAAAGUUAUAUAUUUUAGGGACCGUUUGUCUGUCGCUUCUGGACGAGAACAAGGACUGGAAGCCGUCAAUCUCGAUCAAGCAACUUUUGAUAGGAAUCCAAGAUCUGCUCAACAAUCCUAACGUUGAAGAUCCGGCACAAGCCGAAGCUUACCAAAUUUAUUGUCAGAAUCGGUAAAUUUUUGGAUUUCUCUUGCGUAAACGGACUACUCGCUUAACUUCAACUGAAAAGACGAUUAAGAGCUCACUUGAGUGAAGCUUUUCGUAGUGAUCACUCAAGGGGAUGAAUAAUACGCCUAAUUUCUGCAAGGUCUGGGCUAUAUUGGUGAUAUCAACUCCAUUUAAAAAAAAACUUUUUUUGGACAUUUUUCAUCUUUCAGUCGAGUUAUACACCAUAAAGAGGCUGAAGAUCUUCGAUUUCUUCAUGAAUAAAACGUUUUCAAGGUUUAAAGUUAAUAGUUGAUGUUGGAGAGUUUUUUUCAAAAAGUCAUGUAUAAUUUUAAUGGAAGUUAGUAUAUCAAGGGUUUAUCGUUAAUUAUCAACGUUCUGUAAAAAAAAUAAUUUAACUAAAAAUUUCCAAAAUAUUUAUAGUAAAUCGUAAAAUAUCGUAUGACUGUCCUCCAGUCGCUCGAAAAUGAUUCUGCAAAUUCCGAGAAUUUCUUACUUUGUUUCACCUAAUAAUGGAAAUUUCAAUAGCCAAAGUAAAAGAGAAAAACAUAAAUUUUUCAGCAAUGUUUUUUGUUUCUGGCAAAAACGAAACAUUUUUUAUUUAUGAUGGUUAUUAUUAGAAAGCUUUCAAUUUCUCGAAGAUGGACACUUUGAAAGGCUCAGAAAUCAAAUAUUGACGAUAGAAUGAGAUUUUUGGGCACAUUUUAGUUUAAAAUCGCUCGAGUUUAAAUUGGAUUUGUUUAUGGUUGGUCUGGACGGAAAUCCUGAGAAUUUUUGAUGUAAUUUAAGAAAAAACUUGACUUUUUGAUUUAAAAAAAAACGAACUUCAAAGUUCAAUUCGUACAUAGUUUUAACAAAAUUGUAUUUUGAGAUCAAAUAUUUUAAACUAAUCAACAAAAAAUUAUUAUUCCAAUUGAGUUGAUUAUCACUUUUUCCAAAAAUAAUAGGAAACUCAAUUUUUUUUAAACUCAAAGUCGCUUCGCAACCGCUAAAUAGUUUUGAUUCGGCAUAUUUUUCGAUUUAUGAGAAAUUUUUUAUUAUUUUUCAGAUCGGAGUACGAGAAGCGGGUUCGUAGGGAAGCGCAAAAGUUCAGCGCGGAUCAGGUUCAAAAAACCAUGCUUGGAUGA
Molecule: messenger RNA, 2775 nt
Organism: Caenorhabditis auriculariae
Lineage: Eukaryota; Metazoa; Nematoda; Chromadorea; Rhabditida; Rhabditidae
Source: the annotation of a GenBank genome assembly